AUGGGGAAAGGCCGGGGUAAGUGGUGAGAGGAUUUCUGGAACGGGAAGCCAAAAGCCUUUCGUAAACAGGAGUGUAAAUCUCUUAAUCUUCCCUGGGGCUGUUUUUUGUCCUCAGGAUUUCCACACGCGGGAGAGGCCUGUCUACGAACAACAACAAUGCACCGCUCGCUCCUUCUCCCCGAUGGCUCGCUGGGCUGGAAGGGGGCUUUUCCUGCCCUAAGCUGGGCUGUGCAGCAGUUGCCCCCAGCCAAACUUCAGCCAGCGAUCGCCAGAGGCCCCGGCAGCCCGCCAAGGGCUUCCAAACCUCCCUUGCGCAAAACCAGAAUCAGCCGGUGCCUCGCACACAUGGGCAGAGCGCGCCGACUUGCAAGCAGCCAGAGAUGGGCCGGCGGUGCAGGGAGUUGGUGGAGGAAGAUCACGCCGAGGCGAAGUGCCCUGGGGACAAAAGGGCAUCGCUCGGGGGUCGAGACCGGCAGGGGAAUUAAGCCCCCACCCACUCCCGACCCCGCUUCCCUGCGUCCCUCCCCCGGCACGGGCGAGGAGAGCUCCGGGCGGGCGCCUUGCUGAAGAUGCCACUCCAGACUGCAGCAGUCCCGGGGACUCCGCGGCGGGAAGCAGCAGCGGAUGCGAGAGGUGCCCCCCGGGAGUAAGCGCGGCUCCCUCCGGGGUGAGUGGGUGGGUGUGCCAGCCAGGCCUGCCCUCGAGGCUGGGCACCGGAGCCUGGGCGGCCUCGGGCAAGCGGGGAGGCAUGCAUGGUGCGCCAGGCAGGCGGGCAGGCUCCGCACGCAGCGGCCGCGAAGCUUUGUCUGCUCCGGGCAGGAAGGUUUCCCGCUGCUCCCGCAGCCGCCGUAAGGCAACUCGCGGUCAGUAGCCGUGUGGCCCCGCCGCCGCGCGCUGUUCCUCCGCCGCUGUCCUUCCCUGCUCUGCGCGGGGCUCCUUAUUUCGCGCUUUUUACGCGGCCCGCUCCCCACAACUCCGGCCAGGUUUCUGCUCGCGGGGAGCCAUUGAGGAAGGCGCCAGAGCUGCCACCUGAACGAGCCAAUGACUACCAUGAAGCCACUGACUACCCCCUCGCCUUACGCUUCUGGGUAAAAUACUGUCCCCCCAAAACGUGUUCUUAUUGUGUCUGAGGCGGAAACCAGGGGAGGGUUUUCUCAUCCCUUUUUUGAUCAUUUAGCACUGCCUUUCUCCGCCUGGGUGCGGAACUUUUUUUCUGUCGAGGGCCACAAUCCUUGUGUUCGGGGUCGGGGGCGCAUGUUUUUUGGAGGGCAGCGUAGAAGCUAGCGCUGUGGGCGUGGCUACGGCAAAAGUGGGAGGGGCCACCCCUUGCCUCCCAAUCCCACCAUUUCCCCUUGUGUUUGUGACACCCCAUUUUUCUCUCUCCCUCUCCCUUCAUGCCUGGUUCCACCAGGUAGCCUUAACUUGCAAAGAGCUUUCGAAAUUAGGCUGAGGGGGCUGCAUGCCGGGGAAGUGUACAACCUGAUCAUUAACUCUGCAGUCUGCUACUCAGAUGUAAGAUCCAUCAAGUUGCGUGGGACUUUCUCCCAGGUAAGCAGGUGUAGGUGCCUUAAGGCACCAUGCAGGACACAGCCUGCCAUUUCACAUGCUGCAGCCUGUGGUUUAUUUUGAGAUAUUAAGCAUGAUAAUCUGUUACGAGACUGGCUGUUGCCAAGUAAAUGAACACAAGAGUACCUCUUGCAGACAAGAGACUUCCGUGGUGCGUAGCCUUGGAGUGAAGAGGCGCUUGCCAAGUAUUUAUUUUGAAAUUUUAUAUGCCUCUUUUCAGGGCUAAGUGCUCUGGAGAAGAUUUAUAUAAGUCAUAACAUCAACGACACUGCAAUAUAAAACUACAAUUUUAAAAGUAACUUGGCAUAAGUAACCCUAUUUCUACCUCUGAAUGUUGGAGGACAUGCAGUACUUUUUCAUUUAAGGCAGCUAACAGGUAGCCAUACUGAUACAGGCCUGUAUCCACAUUUACACAAAACAUCCCUGAGGGUUCAAUGUGGUUUUUUACUUAAUAAAUGUGUUUAGCAUAUACACAUAUACCUGGGAGUCAGUCCACUUGAACUCAGUUAUUAGACAUGCAUAGGAUUGCAUGACUGGAGAGCAAAACCCCUUGAAUUCGGUGGGAUUUUCUUCUGAGUAGACGUGCUUGGGCAAGGCAAAAAUGGACGGGUUGAGAACCAAGCAGGACUUUUGUAGGUGGGAUGGAGAGAGAAUCCUCCCUGUUCCUAAAUAAUUUCCCUUUAUAAAGCAAAAAUUUAUGUCCAAGAAAGCAUGCUUGCGAUCACAGUCCAGUCUUCAUUCAUGAUGCCCGGUCACCAGAUUUUAUAAAACGAAGUUUGAUCAUAGUAGUUUAAAUGAAACAAACCCCAUGGCGAUCAUGUAUGUGAUACAUUGGAUUUAGUAGGAAGGUGUUCAGCAGGACCAUUUUACACAUGAUCUAUGACCCCCAUAUUAGCUGUGCCCAUGUGAGAAGCAAAGGGAAAGAAGUAGAGGGAAGAGACACAUUUCAGCAUUCUCCUGAGGAUAAUGGUUUGAUAGUGGCUUAUUCCUAUGCGGAAGGCAAUUUUGUAGGAAUUACUAUAACAACAUGGGGAAGAUGGUAGGAGUGGGGCUUCUGCUGCGCCUACCCAUGCAUAAACAUAGUGUACAGCAAAGGAGGUCUGCAAAAUAUUAACAGCCUAUGAGCGGAUUGCUCAUUUCUGUCCAUACCAGAAAUGCCUUUGGCACAGGAAAUUAGUUAUGUUUUAAGAGAUAGGAAAAAUCAUGGAACACAAUGCCCCCGAGUUCUGAGUUACACACGUACCAAUAUUCAGCGGCCCAGAGUUGAUGGAAACACUUCUAUCUUUUGCUACGGAUAUGGCAGUAACUAGGAACUACCACAUAAAUUAUGUCUUUGUUGUUUAAGUCUCAUAUAUAUAUAUGAGAGAGAGAGAGAGAGAGGGAGGGAGAGAGGGAGGGAGAAAGAGAGAGAGAGAAGCCCUAGAUAUUAUGCUUUGAUGUGCUGUUUAAAAAGUGUAUUGGUCACAUACAACAAUUAUGCUUUAAUCGUUGCUCCUUUUUCUUUUUUAAAAAAGUAUCUCAGGACAUGUCUUAUGCGUUCAAAAACAGAAAUGAAAAUUCUCGUGUUUUUAUGUAAGGGUUGCGAUUGCAGACUUUUAUAAAUGGGCAGGCUUGCAAACACAUUAGAAGUGAUUUUCUCAGAUUUGAUAUUUGGCCUAAACCAUCAAGAGCAAGACAGAAUACUGGAUGGAGGAUCAUCUGGGAGGGGUGGGUGGGGAGCUAGAAUAAUUAAUAUCAUUCAUGUGACAAACAAGAGGACAGUAGUGGCCUGUAGAGCUCUGGCCAGUUUGCCUCUCUGACACAGCUCUCUUGUGCAGCCUUAGGGAAAUCCUUUAAACUGCUUCUUCUUCUUUUUCAAAGCACCAUGUAUUGAAUAUGUGCAACUUAAUAUAGCUUUCAAAGGGCCCAGAUUUACAGACAUUCUAAGCGUUUUAUGCUCCAUGGAUAUCUAGCCAAAUCAAGAACUGCUGUUUAUUUGCUGGUUAAAUACAUUUUUAUUUCACCCAGGAGCUCAGGAUGCCACACAUGCCCUCCUCCUUUUAUCCUCACAACAAUCCUGUGAAUCAGAUUAGGAUGCAACAUAGCGAUUGACCAAGAUGACCCAGUGAAUGAACCUCAUAUCUAAGCAGGGACAUAACAAAUUUUUAAAUGGCAGUAGGAGACCUUCCUAUGCAGUAAGUCUGAGAGUAGGUCUAACUCUGGGUGGUCCUACACAUGGCCUGAGGGCUCCAUGCGGCCCUCAAGUUCUUUUUUGGUGGCUUCUGCAACCAAGCGUGUGGCCCGCAGAUUCCGUGUCAAAAUGCUCUUGCCGCCCACUUGAUAGGAAAAGUUGGCCUGCCCUGGUCUAACUGAACUAUGGGACUUAUCAAUAAACAUGCAUUAAAUCACACUGUUAGCGAGUUGGGCCCUAAAAUGUAAAUAAUCUAAACAGAGUUGCCGCUAAUAAAAUGUUGGGCUUAUCUUCACUUUACUUCAAUCUCCCCAUCUGUGAAACUGGCACAUUCCUGUUGUGAUUUUAGUAAGGAAUGAACUACACGUUAUGUGUAGUUGUGUUAUUCCUUUAUACAACGAAGCUGCAGGUGCUUCAAUUUGAAGUGAAACACCAAUAAGGAAGGAAGAAGUGUGUGGGGAGGGGGAUGGAACCUCCCUUUUACCUCGUGCUGUUUUUCUACUGAAAAUUGCAAGCCUCUGAACUGCUAAUAAUAAUAAUAAUUCAUUAUUUAUGUCCCGCCCAUUUGGCUGAGUUUCCCCAGCCACUCUGGGCAGCUCCCAAUCUUAACCCCAAUAGGAAAAAGGUAUUUUGGACAAAAAUUGUGGGAGGAAAUAAUGUCGUUCCCAGAGCAAAGACGACCUAACAGGGUUAUUAGGAUGACAGUAUCAAUUAUGGAAAGAACUUUUUAUACUAGAAGAACAAAUGCUAAUGUAUUCUGGAAUCCCAGUUAUUAUGUCAGUGUAGUAUUUUGGAAUUGCUGGCCUUGGUUGAUUAAGAGCAAACAGCAGUUGCUGAUGUUUGGCAUUGCUGCUCUGAGGAUGGUCUGCGGCUUUUCUGGCAGCCAGUUUGCUGCAUGACACUUAGUUGUGUGGAGUAAUCCGUGAGUGAAUGGAAGAGACAAGGCUGGGUCAAGGCUGCUCUGAGUCAGCAGUGAGGUGAGGACCAGUGUCCUAUCCUAGUUCUGGGCAGCUGAUGGCGUGUGCACAGUUUUGACAAACAACCUUUGCUUUUUCUGAGUGUGUUUGCAGUGUGGAUAUCCAAAGAUAAAAAUACGUUGCGGGUAACAGUGUGAAAACAUUUUGCGGCCAAAAUAUCUGUCCCUACAAGGGCACGGUUAAGUAUUUCAAAUCCUACAGCUGUGGCUGGGUGCUGAAAAUCUGCUUCCAAUUCAUGUCGCUGCCUACAGGUGACUUGGAGAGGAGCUGAAAUUUCUCAGAGUACAUUUUCCUGAGAUUUUUCUUUUUCUCAUCCUCCCUCUAGGAAAAAUGGAGGCCAUUUUUUUGUGGGUGGCAGUGGUGGCGGCUGCCAUUUCCACCCUCAUGAAGUCCCAGGGUGUUGUAGAGGAUGCAAAAUGGCGGCGAGCUGCCAACAAACCAGUUUUCUUUGAGUUAAUGAAUAAAGCACCAAAGAAACUAAAAUAAAAGACAACCCUGAGCCUGUGAAAACAUUUUCUGUUUGUUUCAGGAUACUCAGUGGAAAAUGUACGCCAGUCGCGAAGAUGUUGGCUAUGAUUUUGAAGAGGAUUCCAAAGACAGGGAGAAGAAGCUUGUGGCGAAUCCAGAUGUUGAUGGUGGAUGGGCUUGGAUGAUUGUCCUUUCUUCUUUCCUGGUGCACAUACUCAUCAUGGGAUCACAAAUGGCCCUUGGUGUUCUCAACAUGGAAUGGCUUGACGAAUUCAGCCAAAGUCGAGGCCUGACAGCGUGGGUCAGCUCCCUUAGUAUGGGUAUAACCUUGAUUGUAGGUAGGUUCAUAAGCCACUCUAGAAGAAAUGGAUAUGCCCAAGAUCAGUUCCUGCAGAGAUAGAUACAUUUAUGGAUCAAAAUAUUUAGCAACAGUCCCUUAUAAAAUAUGAUACUGUUUGCCUAUGAUAAUCUCUGCCUGUCAUGACUCAUAUUGUCUCAGUUUCAUAUAUUGAUUAGAAAUAAGUAGAAGAGUUUGGAUUUGAUAUCCCGCCUUUCACUCCCCUUCAGGAGUCUCAAAGCGGCUAACAUUCUCCUUUUCCUUCCUCCCCCACAACAAACACUCUGUGAGGUGAGUGGGGCUGAGAGACUUCAAAGAAGUGUGACUAGCCCAAGGUCACCCAGCAGCUGCAUGUGGAGGAGCAGAGACGCGAACCCGGUUCCCCAGAUUACGAGACUACCGCUCUUAACCACUACACCACACUGCCUAGAUCUUUGAGAACCGAUGUUUAGCACUUAACAGUUUUGAACCGGUGGCCUAAUAUUUACUGAUCUUAUUGCUGGUAAUCAGUGGUUUCAGUGUGGUUAUCCUCGUGAACAGAAUAAACAAAGCUUUAGGAAAACAAUCCAUUCUUAAUGUUUUGGCACAGGUCCUUUUAUUGGUUUGUUCAUUAACACCUGCGGUUGCCGGAAGACAGCAAUAGUUGGAGGGAUCUUGACUGCUGUAGGAUGGAUACUGAGUUCCUAUGCCUCAAAUGUACAUUACCUCUUUAUAACGUUUGGGGUUACAGCUGGUAAGCAUGCAUUAGUUUUUGAAUAUGCUUUCGGAUUUUCAUUGUAGUAACUGAUCUGUAAGAACACAGAAUGCUAAAAUAAGCAAGCCUGAGUUUGCAAAGAGGCAGUCACCCUGACCUACAAUCCCUUCUAAGCACAGUAACUCCACCACAGACAUGUUCCUCAGCCUGUAAGAGUUUAUUCAUGCAUGUCAAUGGAGGAGGGUAGGUUUGUCCACACAAAACAGUGCACAUGAGAAGAUACCUCGCAUGUUGGAGGUCAAAAGUGACACGUAUGCAGCAUCUACAUAAGCACUUCAGAUUACCUGCAUAGAUACCUUAAUUCAGGUGAUGCAUGGUAUUUCAGAUUAGCUGGAAAGCCACAACCAACCUAAACAUUGAAUGUCUGUAUUUUGUUUCACAGCAAAUCAUACACCCCUGUCACACUUCUUGGGCAGAUGCCCACGUUGUACUUGUUGCUGCUGAUGUGAAAUGGCAAGUUUGUUUGUUUGUAUGUUUGUUUGUUUAUGUGCCUCCCCUAUAAAACAUUUUCAGGGUGGUUUGCAAAAUAUUUAAAAGCAGAAGAUGCAAUUACAAUAACAUAUAACAAUAAAAGAUGCAGUUUACCCAUAGCUCUUGGACAUGCUUUAAGAUUCCAACGUUCCCCUUUGUCUUUCCAAACUAAAAGUGCAAUGGUAAUUUGAAGGUGUGAUGCAAGCAUGUUUCCCCCCUCCAGUGUCCUUUUUUCAACAAUGCAGGCAAGGCAGCACUCAGAUUAACAGUUAAAUAAGACCAGUAUAACUGAAUGGCUGCAUUUGCAUGUCACAGCAAGCUAUAAACCAUCUGUUAUUGUGCAUCAGCAAAUCACUUCCCUCUUCUAUCCUCUCUACUACUUCCUGCUAGUGCACAGAGGGGGGAAACAACAAUCCCUAGCUGAGCAUUGUGUCUGAAACAGGGAUCAUGAUUUGUUUCACCCCAACCACAAAGAUCAACCAAGAUUUCUUCUUGGCUUACCAAUUGUGGUUUGCUUGAAUGCUGGUUUGGACAUAAUACGAAGCCGGGGAUCAUGGUUUCUUUUCUUUGCACACUAAGAGCAUGAUUUGCUCAUGCACAGUAAGUCAUGGAUUAUGGUUUGCCAUGAUGUGCAAAUAUGUUGAGCAUUUGACAAAAUCCCUUUGCUGGAAACAUAUACCGGUUAUUUCUCGUACAGAAUGCCUUAUGAAGAAUACAGCACUGUGGAACACAAAACGCUUGGUGUUACUUUCAGAAGCAUUGGAAUGAAUGUACAAAGCUUAGUGCAUCGCUCUAAAGCAGGGGUUCCCAAACUGGUCUGCAGACUACCACUGGUCCGCAAGCUUUACUCAGGUGGUCCAUGGCACGUCUGGGAAGAAUGGUGGAAGCAGUAGCUGUGAAUGGCAGGCACAAUUAUUAUUAUUAUUACUUACUAAAUUUGUCAAGGGACGCGGGUGGCGCUGUGGGUUAAACCACAGAGCCUAGGGUUUGCCGAUCGGAAGGUCGGCGGUUCGAACCCCCGCGACGGGGUGAGCUCCCGUUGCUCGAUCCCUGCUCCUGCAAGCCUAGCAGUUCAAAAGCACGUCAAAGUGCAAGUAGAUAAAUAGGUACCGCUCCGGCGGGAAGGUAAACGGCAUUUCCGUGCGCUGCUCUGGUUCUCCAGAAGCGGCUUAGUCAUGCUGGCCACAUGACCCGGAAGCUGUACGCCGGCUCCCUUGGCCAAUAAAGUGAGAUGAGCGCCGCAACCCCAGAGUCGGUCACGACUGGACCUAAUGGUCAGGGGUCCCUUUACCUUUACCUUAUUAAAUUUGUAUACCACCCUUCACCCAAAGAUCCUAGUUGCUGCUCCAUCGCUCUAAGAUCCCAGCGAUCUGCCCACAGGGCGAGUGGGAUGGACCAGGAUAGAAGGUGACUAGUGAUGUGAUAAGAUAAGAUAAGAUAAGAUAAGAUAAGAUGAUAAGAUACAGCACCUAGCACAGCAUGUUACAAUUGCUACAACAGGCAGAAAAAUCAUUACGUGUCAAGACCCUUGGCAAUUUCCAAGUGGUCCAUGGGGGGGAAAAGUUUCCUGGUCUAAAGGAACUAGAUAGAUAUUGGGGUCACCUAAAGUAUUGUGUCAUUUCAGGACAAUGUCUUCCUCUUUCACAUUGCUGAUCCUUGUGAGCAAUAUUCACUGGGAUUGAUUUGGGACACUGCAUCUUAAUCAUAUUUUAUUUGCUCUUUCUCAGAGUGGAUUUAUGGUUUUGAUAUUGAUAAUCUUUAAAGAACCUUUCCUCUGAAGGUGGCAUGACAGAGUGGCCCGGGCCAAUACAAAAGUUUCAUAGAACCAUAGAAUGUUAGAGUUGGAAGGGACCCCAAGUGAUAAACUCACUUGGCAUAUAAAACUUGGCAGGAACUCAUACAAAGUUGCUUAAAGCAAUAUAUUUGAGUGUGUGCCAUAGGUAGAAAGUUUAUGAUCUUGAUGAGGCUUCCUACUGAGUUAGCUACCAGUACUGUUCUGGCAGCUACAACCAAAAAAAGAGGAUAUUUUAGAACUGAAGAAGGUGCAAAAAUGGGCAACCAUUUUUGGUUAGAACAACUGCCCUACAAGGAAAUGUUCUGACUUUGGGGUUUUUUAAUUCAGAAGGAAAAUAAUAAUAAUAAUAAAUUUUAUUUAUACCCCGCCCUCCCCAGCCAAGGCCGGGCUCAGGGCGGCUAACAACCAAUAAUAAAAACGAAUUGAAUGAAUACAACUUAAAAACAAGAUUAAAAUACAACAUUAAAACAAUUAAAAUGCAGCCUCAUCACAGGAGGAGAAAGGAAAAAGAAAGAGGGGGAAGGAAUCAAAUUGACUCCAAGCCAAAGGCCAGGCGGAACAACUCUGUCUUACAGGCCCUGCGGAACAAUAUGCUACAUGGUAGAGGUUUAUAAUUAUCACGUGCGGCAUUUGACAAAGCUUUACAUUAAAUUAAUUUAGAUAGGCCUUGAACUGGCCUAUGCUCAUUGUGUUAAGACAGAUAAAAUUGUAGAUGUUUGCGGUCCCUUUAUGGAAGUGGGCAGGCAGCCUUCUGCACUCAGCUGUCUGACUAUGAGUGUGAGAGUAUAAAUAGAAGGGCAAAAAAGGGAACAGUAAACUUUGUUGCGUAUAGAUGAGAAAAUUGAUUUUGAGCUUGAAACACCACAAGGCUAUUAAUCAUCACAAGAGAUUUGGGUAUCUGAAGUGGAAAAAUCCAAACGACACCCCCUGCAGUAUUAAAAUACAAUGAUAAGAGAAAACAAAACAUUAUGACCCCAUUUAAUGGCAUACGGAAGAUGAAUUGGACUUCUCUUCUAUCUCCUGGUAGGGUUAUCCUGUUCAGUAGACCCAUAGCAGACCCAAUUAGAAUAAGAGGAGAAAUUCCAUAUUCAUUUUCAGCCUGGAAUGAGGGGCAGGUGGCAGGUGGAGAAGAAACCUUAGGAAUAAACUUCUUGUAAACUGACGACAUAAGCACAUUAGGUACUUAGAGACAGCAAAAACAUAUUCAGGCAGAAAGUAUAUGGUCCAUUAGUCUGCAAAUAUUUUCUUCUUUUCAUAGAUGAUGCCACAGUGUUGACAUAAGAGCAGAUUGUCUUUUCUGGGACACCCACUUAAACCAAUUAAGAAUUGUUUGAGCAUCAGUGAAAGCAGAACUCAGAGCAGUUUCAGCUCUCAUUUCAGAAAAGGAACAAUUUUAAAUACAGUAAAUAAACCUUUAAAGUAUAUGGCUGUGGUGGUUGUGGAAUGGAAGCCACAAAUUCAAUCCCUAGUUAUUAGUCCUGCAUGUGAGGUAACUUCUACCUUUAAGGGAAACCAUGUGUCUAAUAAAUCUGUGGCUUUUACCUGAAACACUGAUGAUAGAUCCCAUUCCAGCAUGCAUAAUACUAUUUUUGGAAUCAGGCUUUGGUGUUAGUUAAAUAGUCAUUCUGGCUUUGGAGGUUGAUAUGACUUGAGUUUGAGAUUAUGUAUGGUCUUUCUAGUGAUGGAGAUAAUUCGUUUAUUAAGCCCAGGUGACUAUAUUUAGGUCUGAUCUUACAGGUCUCAUGAAUUCAUGGCUUAUACUACUAUAGUAUCAGCUCUGGGAUACACAGCUAAGCCUCAGUAGGCUGAUUUAAACUUUGAUUUGUGGUGCUCAGAAUCAGCUGAGUGUGAUCUGUUAUUCCCAGUCUUUAUCACGACACAUUUCUACAACACAUAAAAGCUUUACAAAAUACGGCCAAAGCAUACUCCCAUGUCUGAUAGCAGCAUACAGUCACACCUUGUCAUCAUUUCUCAGCAUUCGAAACCAUACUGGAAUAAUAAUAAUAAUAAAUUUUAUUUAUAUCCCGCCCUCCCCAGCCAAAGCCAGGCUCAGGGCGGCUAACAACAAACAAAUAAUCAAACAAUCAAAUAAUCCAACAUUCUAAAACAUUUCACUGUAAAAAUUAAUUAAAAUCAAAUUAAUGGCAACCGUUAAGCAAAGUUCUGUGCAGGUUGCCAGAGGAGGGAGUCAGACUGGGCCCUGACCAAAGGCCUGGUGGAACAACUCUGUCUUGCAGGCCUUGCGGAAAGAUGUCAGGUCCCGCAGGGCCGUAGUCUCUUGUGACAGAGCAUUCCACCAGAUUGGAGCCGCAGCCGAGAAAGCCCUGGCUCUAGUUGAGGCCAGCCUAACCUCUCUGAGGCCUGGGACCUUCAGGAUGUUUUUAUUUGCAGACCGUAGGUUCCUCUGUGGGGCAUACCAGGAGAGGCGGUCCCGUAGGUACGAGGGUCCUAGGCCGUAUAGGGCUUUAAAGGUUAAAACCAGCACCUUAAACCUGAUCCUGUACUCCACCGGGAGCCAGUGCAGCUGGUAUAGUACCGGAUGAAUGUGAUCUCGCAGCGAAGACCCCAUAAGGAGUCUCGCCGCGGCAUUCUGCACCUGCUGGAGUUUCUGGGUCAGUCUCAAGGGCAGCCCCACGUAGAGCGAGUUACAAUAAUCCAGUCUGGAGGUGACCGUCGCGUGGAUCACAGUGGCUAGGUCAGGGCGAGAGAGAUAAGGGGCCAACUGCUUAGCUUGGCGGAGAUGAAAAAAUGCCGCCUUUGUUAUAGCUGUAAUCUGCGCCUCCAUAGAGAGGGAGGUAUCGAAGAUUACACCCAAACUCUUAACGGACGGUGCUGGCACUAAUUGCACCCCCGCAAGAGAUGGGAGUUGCCCCCCCAAUCCCAUAUCGUCCCGUCCCAGCCAGAGGACCUCUGUCUUCGAAGGAUUUAACUUCAACUGGCUUCCACGUAACCAUCCAGCCACAUCAAGCUGCUUAGCUUUGCAAAUGUGCUAGCAGUUUUAGUGCUGCACCACUAGGAUGCUUGUGGAAGCCUAUCCUUAACCCUUAGGUGAAGCCAUACUGGAUAAUAACGUUUGGGCUUUGUGUCAAUUUGCCUGCAUGUGUUAUGACUGCAGUCAAAGUUCUGCAGCUGAUUCAGGAAUCUCUCUUUUUCAGGUGUUGGGAGUGGGAUGGUAUACCUGCCUGCUGUGGUCAUGGUAGGCGAAUACUUUGAGAAGAGAAGAGCACUAGCCCAGGGACUCAGCACAACUGGGACGGGGUUCGGUGCUUUCCUGAUGACAGUUCUGCUGAAAUACCUUUGCAUGGAGUUUGGCUGGAGGAACGCAAUGUUCAUCCAGGGCGCGGUCUGUCUGAACCUGUGUGUUUGUGGAGCGCUCAUGAGACCAGUUUAUUACAAAGAGGAAACCGCUGAAAAAAGCGGAGAGGGAAACGUCAGCGAGAGCCAUGCAAAAGCUCUCUCUUGCUCUGCAGAAACACUGGCAUCUAAUGGCAUCUUACAGGAAGAGGCAAAAGAAGGGCAAGGUAAGGAGGAAAAGUCUGACAUUUUUUCAGACUUGGAAAACAAAGAUGUAACCAGACACUGGAAGAAUAUCUAUGCUCUUUGCGUGCUGAAGAGGGCGAGUCAGCUGACGCUUACAAUCCAGAAAGGCUUUCAGACCUGGUAUUCUAGUUACUUUGGCGCUGCAUCCCUCUUCACCAACAGAAAGUUUGCAGCCUUUGUGUUUUGGGCCUUAUUUGCAUACAGCACUUUUGUUAUCCCUUUUAUCCAUCUUCCGGAAAUAGUGAAGCAAUACGGUCUAUCUGCACAGAACGAUGUGUUCCCUUUGACCUCAAUUAUUGCCAUUGUCCACAUUCUUGGCAAGGUCAUCCUUGGCAUCAUUUCUGAUUCACCCUGCGUCAGUGCUUGGAAUGUCUUCAUGGCAGCCAACUUCACUCUCGUCUUCUGCAUUUUCAUUUUACCACUAAUGCACACAUAUGCUGGGCUCGCUGUGGUCUGUGCCCUAAUAGGAUUUUCCAGUGGGUAUUUUUCACUCAUGCCUGUUGUUACUGAAGAUUUAGUUGGGAUUAAGCACCUCGCAAAUGCCUAUGGAAUCAUCAUUUGUGCUAAUGGGAUUUCAGCACUCCUGGGACCACCUUUUGCAGGUAAAUGCAAAGUUUUGUUUGUCCAACUUUAUAGUCCAUGCGUGCUUUAUAGCUCCUAGAGGUCAUAGUGAGAGCCAGGGUGGUGUAGUAGUUAAGAGUGUUGGACUAGGACCUGGGAGACAUGAGUUAAGAUCCUCACACGGCCAUGAAGCUUGCUGGGUGGCCUUUGGCCAGUCACUGCCUCUCAGCCUAACCUACUUCACAGGGUUGUUGUGGGCAUUAAAUGAGGGCGGGGGGAGAACCAUGUGUACCGCCUCGAGUCCCUUGGAGGAAAAGGUGGGAUAUAAACACAAUAAAUAAAAUAAUUAGUGAAUCAUUGCAUGUCCAAUUACCAUUCGUUCUCACCCACUCCACGCCCUUCAUGGGCCACAUUCCUAGUCAACAAAUAUACCUUGUUACAUUCUUGAUUUUAAAGAAAGGAGCGCCUAGUGUGUUAGAAGUUGUUUGACAAGAUAACAUAAUGCUCACAGGGCAAAUUUGAAGAUGGAACUUCACCAACAUCUGCUUUCUCACAGAUGUCUAAUUUCAUUGGCUACCAGCCACUACCUCUGACCCUUUGUUGGCUGACUCUACCAGACCCUCUGGCUUACAGCAUACUUUUUUUCUUGGGGGAGUUUUGUGCAGAUGCAGACUAGAGUAAAUCAGAUACCAGUUAGUGUAAGGCAUAGCAACCACAAAGCCAUACAAUGCAUUGCAGAAUGGUUUCUAUGAAAGUUAAGAUGGAUGAAAGACAAAUGGAGGUGGGGAAAGAGACUGAGCAUAGUAUGAUACCAACAACUAUGCUAUGAGUAGAAUAAAUAAUGUUUUCUGUUCUUCACUGAUUGAUUGAUCAUAGCCUAUAGAUAACUGCCUUGCUCUUGUUUUCCAGGCUGGAUUUAUGACCUGACACAAAAAUAUGACUUUUCUUUCUACAUAUGUGGCUUGCUUUACAUGGUGGGAAUCCUCACUUUGCUCAUACAGCCUUGUAUUGGAAAGAUAAAGCCAUCACCGGCAAAAAACAGAGAAGGUGGAAAAGUAUAG
Messenger RNA from Podarcis lilfordi (Lilford's wall lizard), 13700 nucleotides. Lineage: Eukaryota; Metazoa; Chordata; Lepidosauria; Squamata; Lacertidae. The record is from the annotation of a GenBank genome assembly.